CUAAAACAACAAAGAAAACGUCGUAGUUUUAUACCGUUUUAAAUCGACAUUAUAUCUUCUCCAUAACCAUGGAAAAGACGGUUUUCCGACGUCAAAAGCAAAUGAAGGCAGCGUCAGAGCACUGUAGUGUCCCGCUGUGCUCUGUGUCUUCACGCUACAACUCCUGUGCUAGUUUUCAUUCCUUUCCGGUGAAGGAAGAGAUCAGGAAAAAAUGCAUUGUAAACAUUAGAAGGAUCAACUUCCAAAUCACGAAACACACAAAGGUAUGCCGUGUACAUUUCAAACCAGAUGAUUUUGUGGAAGGAACAAGUAGGAGGUGUCUGAAAAAAGGGGCUGUCCCUUCAGUAUUUGAGUGGAACCGUGAACGCCAAAUGCAGCCGCCGAGGUUAAGUGUUUGGGAACGACAAGAGCGACCACCGCUACCGGAAUCAGAUAUGGAGGAAAACGAAAUGGAAAUUGAUCGUGGACAUACAGUCGGUCAUGAUUAUUGUUCAGUUCCGGAGCCUGCAGCUCUGGACUUAUCACUAUGUGAAAAUGAGGAGUUGAAGAGAGAGAUAGAAGAUCUGCGGAAACAGCUGGAGCAGGCCAAGGUGAAUAGCCGCUUUGGCCUCCAGAGAUUCGCGGGGUCUGAUGAGGAUAUUCGCUUUUACACAAGAUUUGCAACCUAUAAGCACAUGAUGGCCUUCUGGGAACAGAUUGAACCUUCAACACACAGGAUGAUUCGUGUCACCAGCUCCAAAGUCACCAGGGAGACUGGGCUAUAUGUGAAGACUCGGGCACUUCCUGCAAUUGAUGAAUUCUUCCUCUUCAUGAUGCACCUUGCUUUGGGCCUCAAGCAGAAAGACCUGGUUCCAUGUAAUUUGGUUGUUUGGUUGCCGAAAGAAAGAGUACGAGCCUAUCUGCCAGAGGAAUUUGAGAAUUUCCGAGACACCCAGGUUAUCCUGGACUGUACUGAGCUCCGCUGCCAAACGCCUUCGUCUCUGCUAUUACAGAGUGAGGUCUUUUCCAACUACAAAUCUCACUGCACCUUCAAGGCUUUGAUAGGAAUGGCACCUCAUGGUGCAGUAACUUUUGUCUCUGGACUGUAUGCGGGGUCAAUCAGUGACCGGGAGCUGUUCAAGCAAUCAGGGAUCAUUGACGUCCUUACCCCUGACAUGGCCAUAAUGGUGGACAAGGGUUUCUUAAUUGAUAACCUGGUACCAUGCAAAAUCCACAGGCCUGCUUUUGUGACCAAGGGCACACAAAUGUCUGCCGGAGAGGUGAUACACACUCAGUCUGUGGCCAGGCUCAGGGUGCAUGUUGAACGCCUGAUCCGGCGGGUGAAGGAACAUAAGUUGUUUGACGCAGUCAUCCCCUUGUCCAUUUCUGGUAGCAUUAAUCAACUGUUUGCCGUGUCAUGUCUUCUCAUUAACUAUCAGAAUGGACCACUUGUCAAGGCAUGGGCCCAGUGA
This is a messenger RNA of Sinocyclocheilus grahami, 1451 nucleotides long. RefSeq lists its product as uncharacterized. The record is from RefSeq and is a predicted model, not a curated record. The transcript has 3 exons. The coding region runs from base 69 to 1451 and encodes 460 amino acids. NCBI's taxonomy places the organism in Eukaryota, Metazoa, Chordata, Actinopteri, Cypriniformes, Cyprinidae.